GCCAGAGGCGCAGGCUGUGAAAGCCAGAGACUGAGCGCUACAAUGCUGAGCUCAGGGCUUCUUCCCCUUCUCCUGCUGCUCACAGCUGUGGAGCUGAGCUGGGCCCUUACAGAGGAUGACAAGAGGUUGAUUGUGGAGAUGCACAACAACUACCGCUCCCAGGUCUCCCCUCCUGCUGCAGACAUGCUGAAAAUGAGCUGGGACCCGGAGCUGGAGGCUUUUGCCAAAGCCUAUGCGGCAAAGUGCAUCUGGGGUCACAACAAGGCGCGCGGGCGGCGGGGCGAGAACCUCUUUGCCAUCACGGACGAGAUGGACGUGGAGGUGGCCAUGGAGCAGUGGUACGAUGAGCAGGAGCAUUACAACCUGACCACGGCCAAAUGCGCCCUAGGGCAGAUGUGUGGCCACUACACCCAGGUGGUCUGGGCAAGCAGCGAAUACAUUGGCUGUGGGACGCAAUUUUGUAAAACCCUGCACGGCGUGGAAGAUCCUGACCUCUACCUGCUGGUCUGCAACUACAGCCCUCCCGGCAACGUGCGAGGGCGCAAGCCAUACAAGGAGGGCCCCGCGUGCUCCCAGUGCCCCGAGGGCUAUACGUGUAGGAACUCAAUCUGUGAACCCAGGGGAGACUCGGAAGAGACCUCUACAUCCUCUAGGACAAGGCCGGCCCCCACCACGACCACGAGUCCCCCCACCACUGAUGCCACAAGGCCGGCCCCCACCACAGUGGAAAAAAAGCCAGGCCCACCCACCAGGCCAGCCCUCACCCCCUCUACCCUGAACCCCACUAUUUCCCCCACAGCCACAAGGCCAGCCCUUGUCAACACCACCAUGAACAAAAGGCCGACACCCACCCCCUCCAGCCUGACACCCACCCUCAGAGCAAGGCCCAACCCUCCCUCAGCCACUGGGCCGACACCCUCCUUGGAGCCGACCUCAGACCUGGACCUGACACCCUCUCCCGAAAAACAAGUGGGCUCUGAGGAGACUGGUGCUCCCUUGGCGACCACGGAGGACAUGCUCUUCCUCGACCUGGAGUCCACCUUCGGCCCUCCUGCCUCCCCCGGAGGAGAGGGAGCCUGGAAGGAGCCUAAUGCAGUUUCCCUGGGAGCUGAGCCAGCUCUCUCCUCAGAGCCCCCUCCAUCCUUCAGCCUUAUGCCUCUGGAAACCGAGCUGAGCUUGGCCAAUACCAAGCAGCCCCCACCUGCCCUACAGCCAGCACCCGCCACGGCUAAGGUGACCGUCCCCUUGCAUGUGUUGCCAUCUUCCAAGGCCACAGGGGGGCACAACCUCGCUGCCCACUCCUCCCUGUCAGGUGCCAGGGAGAUCGAAGAGCUGAUGACGGGCCCCACGCAGAAGGAUUUGGACCAGCUCAGUGGUUCAGCCACCAGCAACUUUCUGGAGUUUUCGCUCUUCCUGCUCACUGCUCCCCUUCUGACAGGCCUUCUGCUCUGACGGGCCCAUCUCAGCCCGCCAUGCUCCUGCCCGCCAACUCUCCUCCAGUGCGGGUCGCCCACGGCCCCGCUGGGUGGGGCCACGCCAGCCAGGGGAGACGCCCUGCUGGGCCCAAGUCCGCUUCACUCGUUACACUGUGCCGUGCCCAGCAAAUGGUCCCUUCCUAGCACUGCUGGGAGCCCGCUAGCCCUGGCUCCCAAAACGGGAGGGAGGGGGAGCUACGUUUAUGUGCCCAGCUCACUGUUGAAGGGGCGGGAGCAGCUGGGCAGGAGAAAUUCCUUCCUCUUCCUCUCCGAGCUCUAACUCUUACCUGAUGCUCCCUAAUUCCUCUUCCCGUCUGACUCAGAGACAGGACCCUGGUUCCCCUUCCCUGCUCGUCUAGCGGCUCAGAGCUUCCUGGCCCUGCCCUCACUGGAAAUGAUGCCUGAACAUCUAUCCACAUGGGGCUGCAAGGUCCUUCCCCACAAAUCCCGCACGAAGGGCAGUGCAGAGCCAUGGAUGGUACAGCCCUAGGCAAACCCCUCUCUCCUCCUCUAGGGAAUGGGCCUACGGAGCCCAGGCUUGGCAGAGAGCCGGGAAUUAAACCCUGCUUAGGAGUGUCGUUCCGUCCGUCACAUGCCUCUCGCUCGGAGUUACGCCACGUGCCAGGGUCUAAUUCUGUUUGUGCAUAGAAAAGAUACUGGUGCGCCAGGAAGGAGGCAGCUCAUUGUAAAACUCCUGUCGCCAUCUUCUGCACCUCGCGGCACGACUUCAGACUAGCUUCCCUCUAGCACCUGAAGCGUGCACAGCGUAUUUCAGGUUAGCUACGCCUCUCGGCCUGCGGUGGGCCUCCGCUACGCACAGUGGAAUCUGACCCAGCAAAAAUCAGGUGGCCUGGCAGAGCUCCAAGCAAGUUCCGCAGGGGGUUCUCCACUGGAAGCAGGACUUACCGUAGAUCCGCUGUCACCAUAUGUGGCGUUCCUGUUUGUUUCCCCUCUGCCUCUGCGCCAUGUAUCUUACCUUGCCAGGACAGGUGUGUUAACUACACAACCAGCUGCAGCAGGUCCAGUUGCGAUCCAGUGCAAGGGGCCAAGUGAUAGGAACCUUUGGCAACUGCAGUCUCCGGUGGGUUUGCUAACAGAAGCCGUGAGGCCUGUAGUCCCUUAGCUGCAAGAGACACUGGUUCCAAUACCCCGCGAGGUCCUGCUCUCAAUAAACACUGUUCUGAAACCAG
Pelodiscus sinensis (Chinese soft-shelled turtle) is the source of this 2665-nucleotide messenger RNA. NCBI's taxonomy places the organism in Eukaryota, Metazoa, Chordata, Testudines, Trionychidae. The record is from RefSeq and is a predicted model, not a curated record.